Molecule: messenger RNA, 1439 nt
Organism: Exophiala viscosa
Lineage: Eukaryota; Fungi; Ascomycota; Eurotiomycetes; Chaetothyriales; Herpotrichiellaceae
Product: tRNA-specific adenosine-34 deaminase subunit Tad3
Exons: 3
Coding region: 177-1421 (414 amino acids)
Cellular component (GO): cytoplasm; nucleus
Molecular function (GO): tRNA-specific adenosine-34 deaminase activity
Source: RefSeq, a predicted model, not a curated record
GCGAGCUCUUGCCUUUGUUUGUACACUGGCGCGUUUAUCCUGCAAGAACGAGUUGAGACCUUCUUCAAACACGCCUCACGCCGUCUGCGUUCUUUCUUUCACCUUUCUUCUUCCGCCUGCCGGUUGUCUUCUUUCUCUCCAUACCAUGCCGCAAGAUCUCAACAGCAUACAAAGCCAUGGCGGAACAACCUGAAUUCUUGGAACCUCUGAAGACACUGCAUGAGACACGCUCUAGUGAAGUGUUUGUCCGUGCUUUUGUGAUCGAGAUUCCUGCCAAGUUGACGAGCAAGGCACUGAGCAUCGUCAAGCCCAUCAUCCCAAGCGGCGGCAAGCAUCCUUCCUUCGGCCACCUUCGACGUCUGUGCACUCUUUCACACUUGCCAACGGAUCUGACAUGGCGUCGUGAUUACGACUCGAGGGGACUUCAGACAACCUUUCUGCUUGUUCCAAACACGGUCGUGCCAUGGGAGGACAUACGUGAUACACUCUUGCCCCAUAUCGACGUUGAAGGCCUUCCUCGUUGCUUCGACGCCGUUGUUCCACGUUUUGCUCCUUUGAACGCUGAACAAGCUGCUCUUUGGACUGAACGAUACUGGCCAGCAAUCUACAAUCCUGCAUCACAGGUCAUUCAGGAUGCUCCACCAUUGAACCACCUUCGACGAGUCCGCACUGCACUCGAAGUCCCAGCUGCAGACAAGUACAUGAGACUGGCGAUAUUGGCAGGUGCCGAAGCUCGAGCACAAGGCCAUGGUCGAGGUAUUGGUGCGGUGGUGGUGGAUCCUGAGAAUGGAGCUGUUUUGGCUGUUGCUGGCGACGCUCGCUGGUACUCCGAAGACGCAGACACUCGGAAAGCUCUCAAGGCGAACCACGGCGAAGGAAGACCGGAAUGGCAUGCGAUCAUGCGCGCCAUCGCAAUGGUGGCCAACAAGGAGCUUCGACGACGCAUCAGCGCCGGCGGUCACUUGAAGUUCCUUGCGACCUGCUCCGAAACUCCCUCUGGACAAGCUCUCACACCCACUGAAGCUCACUACGAAGACGACGGAAAAGCUCUUAUCGACCUCACUGCCCGGCUCGGCAACGUCGUCCUCACAGACACAAGUAUCGACAGUGAUGCCUUGCCAGAGAAGGUGGCCGCUACCUCGAAAGAAGGCUACUUGUGCAGCGGCCUGGACAUCUACGUCACCCACGAGCCUUGCGUCUGCUGUGGCAUGGCCAUGAUCCAUUCAAGAUUCAGAGCUUGUGUACUUGGUCGAGAAAUGCCCGGAAGCGGUGGUCUGUCUGCCGAAAAAGGUGCUCAGAGACUGGGUUAUGGUCUUUUCUGGCGUCGAGAGCUGAACUGGAGGGUCAUGACCUUCUUACACAAUCGUGCGACGGCUUUGGACGGCGAAGGUCGAAUUGAAACGGGAAUAUUCCAUGCUUAGGAAGUCGAUUAUUCGGAA